GAAAAAAGGAGGGAAAACCCGGCGUAGUAGUGUUGCUGGACACGGACGGCAAACAGACGCCGCCGAGAGCUCGGGUCCGACCUGGAGAAAGAAUGAAGUGCGAAGCGCUCGUCGUGGCGGCGAUGCUGUGCGUAGCGCUCCUGGACCCCCUGGGCCGCCCUGCUGCUCGAGUCCAAGCCCAGGAGAACGCCUAUGAGGGGUCCGAUUACUAUGAGCAGCAGCAGAACUGCUCUGCGGAGGAGACCAUCGCAAGAGGAUCUGUGUCCUACUCACUAGGGGGCGCCCCUGGCAGCGUGCUCACCUACCACUGCGGCACAGGGUACUACCCAUUUCCUGUUAGCCAGAGGGUGUGCGACACGGAUGGGGAGUGGGCCACCAUGAGACUAGCGAGCGGAAGAAGGGUUACCCAAGCAACGUGCAAAGAGGUUCUGUGUCCGGCUCAGAUUCAGCUGGAUAAUGGUGAGUUUUGGCCCCGGCAACAGUGGUUUCAACCAGGGGAGACGCAGCACUUCUCCUGCCAUGACGGGUUCACCCUGUACGGAUCGGCUCUGCGAAACUGCACGGUCUCGGGGGUGUGGACUGGUACGACCCCUGCGUGUGAUGACCAAGUGUUUGAAGCCCGAUUCUGUCUCUGCCUUAUCCAGUGGAUGACUGCGCAAACCCAGGAACCCCUCCGGGAGCCCUGCGUUCCGGAAGCCGUUUCCGAAUUGGUGAAAAGGUCCAGUACCGCUGUCAGACAGGCUUGGACCUCCUGGGUUCGGCAGAGAGGGUUUGUCUGGACACACGGGUAUGGAGUGGGUCCGAGGCUCGCUGCAUGGGUAAGAGUGCCAAUGUGUCGGUUCUUGCCGCAAUCUCAGCUCAGCGCCAGUGUCCAUCGGGAAAGAAGUUCAUCCACCUCGGGCAAGCAAACAAACCUCGGCUCCAAACAAUUCCCCCUCACCAUUUUCUCUGCAGCUCAGUUCACCUUUGACUCCCCGGAGAUGGUGUCCCAGGCAAUGGCAGGCUCGCUCUCCAGCAUAUUUGAGGUCUCCUCCUCCAGCUUAAAAAGAAAAGUCUCCUUCGGCAGGACUAUCCAGGUUGCCGAUGGCCGUCUAAAUAUUUACAUCCUACUGGACACCUCGGGUAGCAUCAACAAGGAAAACUUUGACAGUGCCAAGAGUGCCACGAUCAGCCUUAUCCAAAAGCUCGACAGCUACGAAGUUGAUAUGAAGUUUCACGUCAUCUCCUAUGCCACCGACGUCAAAGUAAUUUUGUCCAUACGGGAUAAUUUCUUCAGCCCAGCAGACCAGGCUGUGGCCGAGCUGCAGAAAUUUCAAUAUAAAGUUGCUCAGGAGAUAGGACUGAGCACGAACAUGUACAAAGCCCUGCACAAUGUGUACGAGAACAUGGCCUUCCUUAAAGAAAAUUCCAGGAACAGAUUCAACGAGACGCAACACGUCAUACUCAUCAUAACAGACGGUUAUGUCAACAUGGGACUCGACCCUAUGAAAGCCGUGGUCAAGAUUCGUUCCCUGUUGGGCUUCCGCGUAGACAGCCUGGACCACACAUCUGAGAACCUCCUCGACAUCUACGUGUUUGGAGUCGGGGACUCUGUAAACAAGAAGCAGCUUAAUGCCAUUGCAUCCAAGAAGAUGAAGGAGGAGCAUGUUUUUAUUCUGAAAAAAUACAAGGACUUGGGAAAGGUGUUUGACAGCAUGAUCAGUGACUCUGGGGUGACCACAUGCGGUGUGGCAAAGGAGCUUGCCAAGUCACAGGUGGAGGACUACACCAGACCUUGGCAUGUGGAUGUCUUGAUGAGUAGUAAGAAGUUGGAGAACUGCAAGGGCUCCAUACUGACUCCAGACUGGAUCCUGACUGCAGCUCAUUGCUUCACUAAAAGCAUCGUGAAUAAUCCUGAGAAAGUGGAAAUUCAGCAUGGCAAUGGGAAGGUGAAAGCCAGUUCUGUGAUUCUUCACCCGCAAUAUGACCUUCGCCGUCUCACCAACAAGAAUGUGAGGGAGUUUUACGACUACGAUAUUGCACUUGUCAAGGUCAAUGAGAGCAUCAAGCUGUCAGAGAGAGCAAGGCCUAUCUGUCUUCCCUGUACAAAAUCAUCGAAUCGAGCUUUGAAAAUGAGUCCCAAUGCAACAUGUGAAGAGCACGAGAAAGCCCUGCUCGCUCUCGAAGAGACCCCCGCCUACUUUCUCACCCCUAAGAAUGCUGGGCACCAACGGAAGCUAACACACAUUCAUCUGAAGAGUAAGAGGCCGGACUGCAUUAAGCAUGCAGCCAUCACCUUGUCGCCAAACAGCACAGCGUCCGUGCAGGACGUUGUAACAGACAGGUUCAUGUGCACAGGAGGAUCAACGCAAUACAAAGACAGCCUGACCUGCAAAGGCGACUCUGGAGGAGCAUUGUUCCUCCAGGAAAGGAAACGAUAUUUCCAAGUGGGCGUGGUGAGCUGGGGCACCAAAGACAUGUGCAAAUACACAGACCACACAUAUUCAAGAGACUCCCCUCCCGAAGAUGCCCGUGAUUUCCACCUCAGCGUCUUCUCUGUGUUGCCAUGGUUACAAAACCACCUAGGCCAGGCGCUCGAGUUCCUGGCACCAAACAACUAAGAUGACACAUACAUUUACAGUUAUAUUUACAUUUAUUUACUUAGCAGACGCUUUUCUUCAAAGUGACUUC
This is a messenger RNA of Scleropages formosus (Asian bonytongue), 2670 nucleotides long. RefSeq names its product complement C2. The transcript has 18 exons. Gene Ontology annotation, biological process: proteolysis; complement activation; response to bacterium. The record is from RefSeq and is a predicted model, not a curated record. Gene Ontology annotation, cellular component: extracellular exosome; extracellular region. Bases 93 to 2600 code for a protein of 835 amino acids. NCBI's taxonomy places the organism in Eukaryota, Metazoa, Chordata, Actinopteri, Osteoglossiformes, Osteoglossidae. Gene Ontology annotation, molecular function: serine-type endopeptidase activity.